ACCAUCAUCUGCUCUCUACCAUUCUCUUCCUGUCUGUCUCUGUGUGUGUCUGUUUUGCCAACUAUUUCAUAUCAUAUAAUCCCUUCCUCUCUCUCUCUCUCUCCCCACAAGCUUCCAAACCAAGAGAAUUAAUGGAAAGGGAAAUUCCCAAGGUUCCUUUUCGUUGUUAUCUCCAGGAGAGAAUAUUUUAGAUGAAACGAAGAAGAAGGAGAAGAAUCAUCAAGUAAUAGAUCUUAAUUAGACCUUAUUUCCUUAAUGGUUACCUUCAUCUCCAACCCCAAGUCUGACUCUACAGCUCCAGAAAGAUGUGGUGGUAGUCAGCAAUAAUAGCAACAACAGACCUCUCUUUCUCAUCUGAAUAAAGAGGGUUGGCUGUCUGGUCAUGGCUAAUGUUGGGAUCACCAAAGGGAAAGACAAAGAAGAACAGAAGCAACGCUGGAGAUUCUGGUUUCACUUGGGGGGAUAUACGAUAUGACCAUGGUUCCUGUCCCAACAACCCUCUUUGAUCAGCAACACUACGAUGGUGGUGGUGGUGGUGGUGCCGGUGGCGGUGGCAUUGGCAUUGGUGGCGGCGCUUUUGGAGACUGUUUUGGUAGUGGUGGGAGCUUCGGUCAUCUUAUCAGCCAAAUAUCAGCAGCUGGAGGUUAUGAAUAUGGUAACCCUUGUAGCGAGGUCGAGGCGUGCAUAGGAUCCGAUCUGGUUGAAGUUGGGGCUGGGCGGAUUGGUCACAAUCACAUGGCCGAAGACGAGUCCAGAACCAGUAGCCUUAACGAAACCGGCUCAAGCUCUAAGGGUGGUGGUGGUGGUGGUGGUGGUGGUGGUGCUCUUCAUCAAGAAGAGCGUGGUGAUGAAGGGUGGCUUCAAUUAGGCAUUGGCGGAGGUGCCGGUCGAGCUGAUCCUAAUAAGCUUCAGGAUCCUCUUGAACACACCGGAAGUACUAGAAGACCGGGAUUGAUCGAGCUCGAUCUAUUACCCCCAGGUGGUGGCACCGGCGGCAGCGGUGGCGGUGGGAGUGGUGCCAGUGCACAACACAUGGUUAAUAAAGCGGUGUUGGACCCAAUAUUCAGUGCGAGCGAAUUCCGAGCUCCUCGUCCUCCAAUCGCAAUAACGCCGCCACCUCCUUUGUUCUUGCAACACCAAUACCCAAGCUCAAUCCCAAGAGCAACUAGCUUAACUAGCUUAACCGGAUUAAGCUUUCCUCAUCAACCAGAGGUCGCUUGGCUGGGUUAUAACAGGACUUAUAACCCUAAUCCUCCAUGGACUCCAUCUUCUUCUCCUUCUUCUUCUGCUACUCCCUCUUCUUCAAUGCUUCCGGUACCUUAUUUUGCUCGACCUUUCCAACACUCGGGCCUAGAUUUGGCCGGUCCCAGCUCGAGCUCCGAUGUCCGAGUGAUUGAUGCUCCUCCUAGGCCACAUUCCGGUGUUUGGUUUGUGCUUCAAGCCUCUCAAAAUCAAGCAAAAGAACCCUUUUUGCCUCAGAUACCCAAGACCUUCCUCAGAAUCAAGGAUGGCAGAAUGACAGUUCGAUUGUUGAUGAAAUAUCUGGUUAACAAGCUGAGAUUGGAUAGUGAAUCAGAGGUAGAAAUAAGAUGUAGAGGGCAAGAGCUACAACCAUUCUGGACGCUACAACAUGUGAGGGAUACCAUAUGGAGGUCUAGGGACGCCGUGACUUUGAAUCCGGACUCCUCAGCCAUUGAUCAUGUCAUGAUUUUACAAUACGGUAGGAGCCCUUAAAAGAUGGUGAAAAAGAAUUGUAGAUUACCUAUCCAUACGUAUAUGCCUCAUGUAUGGUUCGGUGCUAAAAUCUGUUUUUUUUUUUUUUCAUAGAUAUCGAAGUAAGAUAUGAGACAAAAUGCCAUCACCUAACCAUAUGUGAAGCGUGCAUGUAUAAGUAGGUGAUUCUAUGUACAUGGUGUCUUGCUAUGUACCAUAGAUUCCCUUAACUAAUUGGCGGAUCAAUGAAUAUUUGUCUUUAUUUUUAUUUCAAAACGCU
Molecule: messenger RNA, 1993 nt
Organism: Macadamia integrifolia
Lineage: Eukaryota; Viridiplantae; Streptophyta; Magnoliopsida; Proteales; Proteaceae
Product: protein LAX PANICLE 2-like
Exons: 4
Coding region: 472-1734 (420 amino acids)
Biological process (GO): multicellular organism development
Source: RefSeq, a predicted model, not a curated record